UUCAUCCACAAUCUUUCGAAAUUAAACUCUACAAUCAAAAUCCGUCUUGUUUCCUCCUCUAUUUAUCAAAAUUUCGACAACGGCCUAUAUUGCGAAGCCAAAAAUUUGGGCAGCAAAAAUCACUCGUUGCGCUCUCUCAAUCAUCUUCUACUUUCUUCCUUCUUUGAUGGAUUUGCCUGUGAUCGAUUUGGCCUCUUAUCUAACGGCCUCAUCGGCACUCGCCGCCGGCUCUCCGAUCGACUUUUCGCCCCAACUCACUUCUCUGUGCGAGUUAGUCAGUCGGACUCUGAAAGAAACCGGCGCACUUCUGGUAAAGGAUCCGAGAUGCUCUGCCGAGGAUAACGAUCGAUUCAUUGAUAUGAUGGAAAGGUUCUUUGAAAAGCCAACUGAGUUCAAGCGUCUGCAAGCGAGGCCUCAUUUGCAUUACCAGGUUGGGGUAACGCCAGAAGGAGUGGAAAUCCCAAAAAGCCUGGUAGACGAUGAAAUGCAGGAAAAUAUAAGAGCAAUGCCCAAGGAAUUCCAACCAUUAUUUCCCAAGGGGCCGGAUCCCAAGUGGCGAUACAUGUGGAGAGUGGGUCCUCGCCCUUCAAAUACCCGAUUUAAGGAACUCAAUGCUGAGCCGGUUAUUCCUGAGGGUUUUCCUGAAUGGAAAGAUACCAUGGAUUCUUGGGGUGUCAAGAUGAUAUCUGCCAUAGAGGCUGUUGCGGAAAUGGCAGCAAUUGGGUUUGGCUUGCCCAGGGAUGCAUUCACUUCUCUGAUGAAGCAGGGACCUCAUCUUCUUGCUCCAACAGGAAGUGACCUUGAUCGUCAUGGUGAGGAGGGUACGGUCUUUGCAGGGUAUCACUAUGAUCUGAAUUUUCUGACGAUCCAUGGCAGAAGCAGAUUUCCUGGUCUGUAUAUUUGGCUGAGAAAUGGGCAAAAAGUUGAAGUCAAGGUUCCUAUUGGGUGUCUUCUCAUACAGACUGGGAAACAGAUUGAAUGGUUGACUGCUGGUGACUGCAUAGCUGGCAUGCAUGAAGUAGUUGUCACAAAAAGGACAAGGGAUGCAAUUAAGCUCGCAUCAGAGCAAAAUCGCAGCCUCUGGAGAGUCUCUUCAACUUUAUUUGCCCAUAUAGCAUCUGACGCUGUCUUGAAGCCUCUUGGCCACUUUGCUGAAUCUUCACAUGCCAACAAGUAUCCACCUAUGUUGGCAGGAGCAUAUGUUGAGAAAGAGCUUGCAGUGAUCAAUCUAAAAGGACAAAAAAGAGAAUCUUCGUAAUCAAACCUUGGAAUCAAGAGAGAAAUUUCCGUACAACACGUUUAAAUUAUAUGAGUCCUCCAUUCACUCGAGUGUAUUUUAUAUUUCAAAAGCUUGUAUGGAUAGUAUGGUUGGAAUCCUCCAUUGUUUUAUGUAAUUUAUAUUAACAGCCACAAAUGUUCUUGAA
This is a messenger RNA of Cucumis melo (muskmelon), 1424 nucleotides long. RefSeq lists its product as uncharacterized. The transcript has 8 exons. The record is from RefSeq and is a predicted model, not a curated record. Lineage: Eukaryota; Viridiplantae; Streptophyta; Magnoliopsida; Cucurbitales; Cucurbitaceae. The coding region runs from base 167 to 1258 and encodes 363 amino acids.